This is a messenger RNA of Owenia fusiformis, 2121 nucleotides long. The record is from the annotation of a GenBank genome assembly. NCBI's taxonomy places the organism in Eukaryota, Metazoa, Annelida, Polychaeta, Sabellida, Oweniidae.
AUGCUUCUGUGGCAGGUUUAUGUGGCAACCAUAGUUUUUCGAGUUAUACUUUCGGACUUUACCUUACCUGGUUUACAAGGUGGCGGGGUAUAUCUACAUCAAGGUGACGUCAUGAUUGGUGUCUUGUCAAGUCUUCUCCAAAGCGGAAUCUCUGAAGAUGAGUUGUGCAGUGAUGACGUAAUUAGUGGUUUAUCUACAUUUAAAUUCAUUGGAGGAUUGACUUAUGCUAUGGAUAAGGUUAACACCGACCCAACAAUACUCCCGGGGGUGAGAUUAGGUUUCAUUGCUCUCCCAACUUGCCAAGGGCUCUUAACAACACUAGCAAGAGUUUUACAGUUUGUGCCCCAGGCUUCACAGUGUGAAAAUCCCAGAGAUCCUAAAUAUUUGCAGUACUAUAAGGUUCAAGGUGUUCUUGGACCUCCUUCUAGUCAGGCGUCUGUUAUGUCUGCCCCAGUAUUAGGUUUAGCUCAGAUUCCCCAGAUAAGCAGAUGGGCUUCAAGCGAUGAACUAAGUAACAAAGAGCUGUACCCAUACUUCAUGCGUGUUGCACCUCCAGACAGAUAUCAGACCCAGGCUAUUGUUGACAUAAUUCGCUAUUUCAACUGGACUUAUGUUUCUACACUGCACAGACCAGAUAGCUAUGGACAAAAUGGGAUCAAUAAAGUUCAUAGGCUGUUAAAGAAGUAUGACAUUUGUCUUGAAUAUAGCGGAGUUAUUCAUAAAUCAAUGAAGCAAAAUGAGUUCGCUGACGUCUAUACAAACCUUAAGCGGCACAACAAGCCUAAAGUAGUGAUAGUGUUUGCCUUCACAGCGGACCUCAGAGGAGUUCUGGACGCAAUUAGAACAUCAAAUGGUUCAAAUGAAUUCAUUUUCGUGGUAAGUGAUGCUGUGUCAUUCAAAGGGGACAUUUUGCCUGAAAUGGUAGGAUCCAUAAAGAUUGGGUUGUACUCCGAGCCUGUUAGUGCGAUGGACACAUUUAUAAAAUCACUAACUCCUAGUAAUUUUUCUGAUGCCAACACCUUGGGACACAAAUGGAUUCGAGAUGUAUGGGAAUUUCAUUUUGAUUGCUCAUUUAAUAACAGUGGUAAAAAUUCGACGCUUUGUGAUGACGAACUUAGACUAAAUGAAGAAAAUGGUUAUACCCCAUAUGGUGUUAGUGGCUCAUCAUUGAUAGACGCCAUUAACGUAUUUGCCCAUGGUUUACAUGAGCUUAUAACAAAUGAGUGCCCAAUGGCUUUUAAUGAAACAUCGCUGUUAGAAGAUUGUAUCAAAGGGCCUUUAUUCAAACAAUAUCUUGUCAAUGUGAAUUUUAUGGGUUCUUGGGGACCAAUAAAUUUCGACCAGAAUGGAGAUAUACUUGGGAGGUAUUCGAUAAGUCAAAUUCAAAAUGACCCCGAUCAACAACAACAGCAUGUUGUCCGCAUAGGCAUAUGGGACAAACAUAUGGACAUAAAUUUGGACGUAAACAACGCAACGUUGAAAUGGCACCAUCACACAGAUCACAACAAACUACAAAAUGUGUAUCCAGAGUCUAUGUGCAGCUACCCCUGUCGACCAGGAGAGUUUUAUAUUAAACAGGAACUGAAAUGUUGCUGGGAAUGCAGGAAGUGCCGCACUAACGAGAUAACAAUCAACAAUGCUAGUACCUGUAAGGAAUGCCCGAUAUACAAGUGGCCUGACCAGGUGGUAUUCGAAAACUGCGUUGAAAUACAAUUGAGCUAUUUACUAUUUACAGAUAUUCUUGCCAUUGUUAUGACAUCCCUCAGUGGUAUUGGAUUGUUGGCAUGUAUCACCGUCUCUGUUCUACUUAUUAAGAACCGCAACCACAAACUGGUAAAGGCUUCAAACAGAGAGUUAACGGGUAUUAUUCUCGCAGGAACGAUGCUUGCUUAUGUGACUGUAUAUACAGUCAUUGCAAAACCGGUCACUAUAUACUGUUACCUUAGCUGUGUCGGCUUCCACAUCAGCUCGGCACUUGCUUACGCACCGAUGGCCGUUAAGACCAACAGAGUGUUCCGGAUUUUCGAUGGUGGCAAGCGAACGAUUCGGCCUAACUUUAUUUCAUCUCGAUGGCAAGUUAUCUUCACAAUGUUUCUCAUCCUGAUGCAGGUAUUAAUAUAA